AUGGUCAAUGUGAUGGGGGAUGCUGGCUGCUGGUUCCUGCUUGGGCUCUCCCUCCUCCCCAUCACUGUCCUGGGCUCCCAGGAGGAUGGGAAGGUGAUCCACAUCAGCAGGGUGCAGCACGAGGCCGUGCGCGUGGGGCUGGGGGAGCCGGUGGCCUUGCCCUGCCUCUUCCUCCUCCAUCCCUCGGCCUCGCUGGGACCCAACGAGCCCCCCGACCCUCCCCGCAUCAAAUGGAGCAAAGUGCGCUCUGCCAGCGGCCAGAGGGAGGAUGUGCCCAUCCUGGUGGCCAAGGACAACGUGGUGAAGGUGGUGAAAGCCUACGAGGGCAGGGUGGCUCUGCCCGGUUACCCCCAGCACCGGCGCAAUGCCACGCUGCUGCUGCGCCGUGCCCGUGCCAGCGACGCCGGGCUGUACCGCUGCCAGGUGGUGGCUGGCAUCGAUGAUGAGCAGGACCUGCUGCCUCUGGAGGUGACAGGUGUUGUGUUCCACUACCGCCCCGCUGGCCAGCGCUACGCUCUGAGCUUCGCCGGGGCGCGCCGCGCCUGCCUGGCCAACGCAGCCGCCAUCGCGUCCCCGCAGCACCUCCAGGCCGCCUUCGAGGACGGCUACGACAACUGUGACGCGGGCUGGCUGGCUGACCAGACCGUCAGGUACCCCAUCACCCUCUCCAGACCUGGUUGCUAUGGAGACCGCAACAGCCUCCCUGGUGUCCGCAGCUACGGACUGAGGGAGCCUGGAGAGGUGUAUGAUGUGUACUGCUAUGCCCAGGAGCUGCGAGGGACAGUGUUUUACACCACAGCACCCGGGCACUUCACGUGGCAGGAAGCUCAGAGCCACUGCCAGAGCCGAGGGGCUUCUUUAGCCACCACUGGGCAGCUUUACCUGGCAUGGCAUGAGGGUCUGGACCGGUGUGACCCGGGCUGGUUGGCUGAUGGCAGCGUCCGCUACCCCAUCAGGCUCCCACGUAGGAAAUGUGGUGGAGACACCUCUGGAGUCAGGACCCUCUACCAGUUCCCCAACCGCACUGGCUUCCCCCAGCCUACCUCCAGAUUCGAUGCCUACUGCUAUAAAGGUAAAGCUGCACAUCCUGCCCCCGCAGCAGCCGCAGAGCAGAGGGAGCCGGAGGAGCCAGCGCUGCCUGUGCCCGACCCACCAGGCAGUGACAAUGUGCUGGUGGAGCACAGCCAGGAGCUGGGGACAUCAGGGGACACUCGGGACACCCCACGUGAGGGCUCCAGCCUCCUGCCACAGCCAGGACCUGCUGGGAUGGAUGAGGAUGAGCAGUUGCAGCUGGCGAGUGGCAACCCCACGGUGCAGCGCGGUGACCUCCCUCAGGGGACGUCCCUGCCACCCACCACAGCCUCCUCACCUGCAUGGCCUCAGGAGGAUGAAGCUCUCAAUGUGGUGGACCAGAUGCCAGCGAGCUCCUGGCAAGAUCCAGCGAGCACCAGCCCAGCACCGGCGGCGCAAGAAGACCCUGACCCUGAGGAGCCCUCAGCUGCCCUCCCACUACAGUCCCACAGCUCAGCCCAGGGGCACGUCACCAGCUCACCAGCAGCACCUCCUGGGCUGGGAACUGUCCCUGGCAUGGCAGUGAGGACCCCCAGCACCCCCCCAGCCAGCUCCCGUGCCCCGAGGCGGAGCAGCUACCCCGGGCUCAACGGGCGCUACUUCCAGCUGCAGCGGCAGAGCCGGGACCCUGACAUGGGCUCCAGGGACCCCACGGUGGCUGAGGACCAAACAGUGGCUGUGGACCCAGUGAGGACGGUCACCCAAGCCCCUGUCCUGGCCCUGGAGGUGAAGGGGGCUGCAGCCAAUGCAGUGGAGACAUGGAGCAGCUCCCAUGCCAGCACCGAGAGCCUUCACCAAGACAGCACUUAUUUGCCCUCCAACGUGGUGCAGGAGGAGAUUGGCCCUGAGCUGAUGACACCAGCCACCUCUCCGAUGUCCCCUGCGCCUUCCCAGAGGGAUUCACCACGGUGGAGCCCCCGUGUAGACCCCCAGGAUCCCAGGGGGUCCCCACAGACACCCCCUUCACCCUCCCCAUCCCUGCCUGUCUCUGUGCUUCCCCACGAUGCUCUCAGCCCCCAGGACAUCACCACGGUUGGGGCUCAGCCCCAUGUCCCCAGUGCUCGUGGGGACUCGCCCCGGGUGCCACCUGGGGAUGCCACUGAGGACUUCUCUGGGGACACCCUCUGGCAGGAGGAUGGUGGCUCUGUCCCACCACGGCCCCCGCUGCCCCCUGCCCCACUGGUGGCUGAGGGCCCUGAGUCAGCCCCACAGCCCCAUGGGCACGGCAGUGAUGGUGGUGGGGCUCCAGGCAAUGGCUCACUAGAGAGGCAGAGGAAAGCAGUGACCUUCCUCCACCCCCCUGCUCCCUCUGUGGGCCACCCCACCAGCCCUGGCCCCACUGAGGUGGCUGCUCCCCAGCCACAGGGUGGGCUGAGCCCCACAGGCCCCCCCAGGCCAGCCAAGCCACUGGCUGGGCACAGCUAUGAGCCCUUGGCUGGGGAUGGGGAUGCUGAGAAGGGCUUGGCUGAGCUGAGCAGCGAAGGAGCUGUGUCCCCACCAUCACAGGAUGCCCCUUCACCUUCCCCCUCUGCCAUGGCUGGUGAAGUGACCCCCCAGGCCAGCAAGGUGACCCCCCAGGAGGGGUCCACAGGCUUUGUCCCCACAGCCCCACAGCCCACCAGCCACUCCACAGCAGAGCUAGGGGGAGUGGAGCAUCUCCUCCUGACCCCCCCAGCCCCAGAGCAGCCCCCUGCCAGCCCUGGCCCCCCAGGGACACCUCACUUCCAGGAUGCACCACUGGCCCCCAGCGAGGAGGAUGCCUCUGGGGAGGUGAAGAGGGAAGAGCCCCCCACAACCCCUGGCUCAGCCACUCACAGCCCCUGGCCCUCACCCACUGCCCCCCACCCAUGGGUGCCAGAGACCCCCGAGUCCCCAAGCACGGGGCUGCUUUUAGAGCCCUUCACAGCAGUGGAGCUGGGGGGACUGGGGGUGUCCCCGCUGCUGGAUGCUGACAGUGGGAGUGGCGAGGAGCCAGGGCUGGAGGAGAGGGAGCUGUUGGCCUGGGACAGCACCAGCAACACCAGCCAGCACACUCCAGCUGACCCGUGCCAGAACAACCCCUGUCUGCACGGCGGGACCUGCCGUGCCAACGGCACCGUCUGCGGCUGCAGCUGCCCCCCAGGAUUCACCGGCGAGAACUGCGAGAUUGACAUUGAUGACUGCCUGUCCAGCCCCUGCCAGAACGGUGGCACCUGCAUUGACGAGGUCAACGCCUUCGUCUGCCUUUGCCUGCCCAGCUACGGCGGCAGCCGCUGUGAGAAAGACACGGAGGGCUGUGACCACAACUGGCACAAGUUCCAGGGUCACUGCUACCGGUACUUCUCGCGCCGGCGCUCCUGGGAGGAUGCAGAGCGGGACUGUCGCCGCCGCGCCGGCCACCUCACCAGCAUCCACUCACGGGAGGAGCAUGGCUUCAUCAACGGCUUCGGGCAUGAGAACACCUGGAUUGGGCUCAAUGACAGGAUUGUGGAGCAGGACUUCCAGUGGACAGAUAACACUGGCUUGCAAUACGAGAACUGGCGGGAGAACCAACCCGACAACUUCUUUGCGGGCGGCGAGGACUGUGUGGUGCUGGUGUCCCACGAGAUUGGCAAGUGGAAUGACGUGCCCUGCAACUACAACCUGCCCUACAUCUGCAAGAAAGGCACAGUGCUGUGCGGGUCCCCCCCGGAGGUGCCAAACGCCUUCCUCGUGGGGAAGAAGAAGGAGAAGUACAGCAUCCACUCCAGUGUCCGGUACCAGUGCCAGGAGGGCUUCACCCAGCGCCACGUGCCCACCAUCAAGUGCCACAGCACCGGCAAGUGGGACCGGCCCAAAAUCCUCUGCACAAAACCCAGGCGGUCGCACCGAGCGCGGCGGCACCACCACCACCGGCACAGCCACCAGCACCACCAGCACCAGCACCACAAACCCCGCAAGGAGCGCCGAAAACACCGCAAGCACCUCCGGCUGGACUGGAUGGAGGAGGGCCACUACUUCUAG
Molecule: messenger RNA, 4053 nt
Organism: Colius striatus (speckled mousebird)
Lineage: Eukaryota; Metazoa; Chordata; Aves; Coliiformes; Coliidae
Gene: NCAN
Product: neurocan
Exons: 16
Coding region: 1-4053 (1350 amino acids)
Biological process (GO): cell adhesion
Molecular function (GO): hyaluronic acid binding; calcium ion binding
Source: RefSeq, a predicted model, not a curated record